Molecule: messenger RNA, 7659 nt
Organism: Lates calcarifer (barramundi perch)
Lineage: Eukaryota; Metazoa; Chordata; Actinopteri; Centropomidae
Gene: snx19b
Product: sorting nexin 19b
Exons: 14
Coding region: 858-3803 (981 amino acids)
Cellular component (GO): intracellular membrane-bounded organelle; early endosome membrane
Molecular function (GO): phosphatidylinositol binding
Source: RefSeq, a predicted model, not a curated record
AUAUUUUUCUCUCUUAUUUAAAUUGUUUGGUGAAAUUGACCUACGCAGGACGGGACUGUGUGUGUUAGACUGCGCAGCAUGUGGAAUAAAUUUAGCUAGCUCGUGAUACUUAAAGCUUUAGAUCGUAUCCCAAUGCUACGCACCUUUAGGCAAAAAUGUUCUAAUUUAAGGUUAGUGUGCGUUUUAGCAAAUGAUUGCAACACGCAUGGAGACCUCUGACAAAUCUACAUCUUGUCUAUAUUUAAUGCACCAUGAAACGAUGAUGUCGCUAACAUUUCGACUUGUAACCCCCUCAUUUUACAUCUAGUCUUCUUUCACUACUAAUAAACCGUGGAGGGUGGAGACGGAGGAAGUAUUUUAUCGUCAUCAUUAAGUAGAUAUUAGAUAUAUCGAAAUGUGUUGCUCCAGGUCGAGUAAGCAGUAAGCCAAAUGCUCUGUUAAAUCUAAUUGAAUAAAUAAGCUGCAAAGAAAAACAUGUCGGGCUUAUGCGUGUUAUGCUUGAGGUUGUAUCGAGGCUAACGUCUGUCAAACACGUAACUUAGCUGUUUGAGGUUAUUAGAGCCAAUAAAUGCAGACAAACAAAGAAAAGAGUGACUUAAGAUUGGCUGGGUGGAUAGUCAAGUGAGUAAACGGUUCUUUACUGCCGAAAUAUCGUGCAAACUAACGUUAGCAGCUAGCAUAAAUAUGUUGGCAGAUAAGCAACAUCCCUUCCUUGAGCUGGGAUUUCUACGGAGCGAAUCUUUUUGCAAUUUUCCAGCUCCAGCUGAGCAACCUGGCAGGAGGCAUGUUUCUCUGGCAUUUGUGAUCUCCACAUCUUUUCUGAGGGUGUGAAGCCAAAUAGUAACCCCUAGAGUGCCAUGGCUGAAGUGCUGGGACAGAGGACCCUGUUGGGCUUUGGUGUGGUGUUGGCAUGGCUGGUGCUGUUCCACUUGCUGGUCAACAUCUGGCUCCUCUGUGUGUUCACCAGCCUGCUGGUGGUGCUGGGUGGCUGGCUUGGCUCGCAGGCAGUCCUGGAGUCUAACAGUGUGGUUCACCUGGAGAGGUUUAUCACACUGGAACAGGUUCCACCCUCUGUAGAGGAUGAUCACCACUUGGACCGGGAGAUCCACAACACAGUGCGCAAAAUCAUCAGAGACUUUGUCACCUCCUGGUACUCAACUGUGUCCUCUGAGAGUGGUUUUGAAACAGAGAUUGAAGAGGCCAUGAUCUCCAUGGCUAUGGAGCUGAAAAAGCGUGCAAAACAGGUUGACAGGAAGGAGUUGACUCAGAGGAUCCUAGAUCUGUUUGGCUGCCACCUGCAGGACUACAUCAGAGCCAAGGAGCUGGUGACUGAGCAACAGACACCCAUUACCGCAAAGUGGAGUGGUGAGAGUGCGCAGUUGUGGAAAGCAUAUUCCACGGUUACCACACCUCAUCUUGCCAUGACCAAUGACGCAGUGGAACUCAACUACACCAGAGCAGUUGUAGAUUUGUUGUUGCAUGUUUUGGUGCCAUUGCCACACUUGGAGACCCGCACGGGACGAUUUGUUGUUGGAGAACUCAUCACCUGCAACGUCCUUCUCCCUCUCAUUGCAAAACUGUCUGACCCUGACUGGUUAAACAUCCUUUUGACUGAAAUAUUUGGUAAGUCCAGCAAUUUGCAGGAACUAAGUACAUCAGAGCCACCGACUUCAUCCCCACCAUUACCAUCACCACCUGCUGAGUCAGAGCUUGCACCACUCCAAGACACUGCACAGGUACCUCAAAAGUAUACUGAAGUCCCUGCAGCAGGAGCAGAGACUGAAAUUCAUGAAACAGGGAUACCUGAUCUUGCUGCCUAUGACGUGUUUGACUCUGAGGAGGUGGACUGUCCACAGAACAACAUAGAAGAGGAAGAAACUACCCGACCCUUUCUAGAACAUUACAUGAGAGGAAGCAAGUCAAACCCAUUUUACCAGGAAAAUGAUUCUGACCUGGAUUCUCCUUUGGCUGACCAUAAACAGAGUUCCACUGAUUUCCUGGUCAUGAUAGGCCAAGAGGAGGGCCUGUGUGACAGACAGAAAGAAUGUACCACAUCUGUUGAAAACAAUGGUGUGGAUUUGGAGGAUGCAUGUCCCUGUCCAGUAGUUGGCUCCUGCCCAGAUGUCAUGGUGAAUUCAGAACAUCCUAAUGACUACGGCCCCUCAGUAGUUAGGACGGCAGAGGGUACUCCCAGUAUCAGCAGCCUCCAGGACCUGGAGAGGGAAGGCGGGUCCCCCUCAGUAAACCCAAUUAAAGACCCUCUUUUGGGUGUAGAACCGACUGGGCUGGGGAACCCCAAUGAGCUUUCUGUAGUGAGUCCACUGCAGGGCUCUUCCCCAAUGCCGUCAUUCAGUUUUGAGCCCCUCAGCAGCCCUGAUGGACCAGUCAUCAUCCAAAACCUCCGGAUCACUGGCACCAUCACAGCUAAGGAACACAGAGGCACCGGCUCACACCCCUAUACACUAUACACCAUCAAAUAUGAGACAGCAAUGGGUUAUGAGAACCCACAAAGUGUCCAGCCGGGCUCUGAGGAUGCUGAGGUUGUACAGACAAGCUGUGAAAACCCAUCAUGCAUUCAGCCAGUAGCCUAUCACAUGGUCAACAGACGAUACAGUGAGUUCCUCAAUCUGCAAACACGGUUAGAAGAAAAAACAGAACUAAGGAAACUCAUCAAAGGUGUGAAAGGUCCAAAGAAAAUAUUUCCAGACAUGCCAUUUGGAAAUAUGGAUAGUGACAAGAUAGAGGCCCGGAAAGGACUGCUAGAGACCUUUCUAAAGCAACUCUGUGCCAUCCCUGAAAUAGCCAAUAGUGAAGAGAUGCAAGAAUUUCUUGCUCUCAAUACAGAUGCCAGGAUUGCCUUUGUCAAGAAACCUUUUAUUGUGUCACGCAUAGACAAGAUUGUGGUGAAUGCCAUUGUGGACACCCUGAAGACAGCCUUUCCUCGUUCAGAACCUCAAAGCCCCACUGAGGAUAAUGAAGGAGAGGUGGAUGGAGGGAGAAUAAGUGCAGACAAGAAGAGCAAGUCUCGUCUAAAGUUCUCUAGUAAAAACAUUCCCUUUAUGAAUGGCUCAGACAUAAGACCACCAGUUUUGUUCAGCUGGGAGCAAACUAGCACAGCUUUUAAUGGGAUGUCCUUGGGAGACCUGCAAGCCUUUAUCACUGAACAAGAAAAACUGGCCUUCAGAGCUGAGCCAGAGAGGGAGGACAGUCCAGUAGCCACACAAUGCAGAGGCUAUCUGGAUUACAGCUUGAGAAGAAACCAGAGUCAAGAAUGUGCGUCUGAGACAGCCCUGGCUGAGGUGGCUCUGAACAUGCUAUGUCUACUGAUGAAGGAGCAGUGGAGCUGGUUGUGCACCGAAAACAUUCAGAGGACCAUCAGGUUGCUGUUUGGGACCCUAAUUAACAGAUGGCUAGAUGUGAGCAUAGCCAACCUGACAUGCAAAAGGUACUGGGUGGUGUACCUGCAGGUCAUUCAGGAGGCUGUAUGGCCAGGAGGAGCUCUGCCUACGUCCCCUCAACUUGAGCGCAGCCAGCAGCAAAAGGACAUCACCCGGCAACAAGCCUUACACUGUCUGAUGAGACUUCUACCAGAUUUGGUCUCAGAUAUGUUGGGCUCAGACAAGUACAAACUCAGCUGGCAGACUGCAUUGGACUCUCUUCAAGACCCAUACAUUAACAGACACCUGGUCUACUGUAUUUUUGACCUUCUGCUGGAGUUCCUGGUUCCUGAAAUACCUGAGGAGGACUUCCAGAGCAGCCUGCUGCAGACCCUCUCUAAAAACACAGAGAAGUUACUGGCAUGAGGAGACAGUUCACAAGAGCACAAAUCCAGCUUUAAUUUCCAUCAUCCUAACUCAUCAUCCGCCACCGAGGAAUUGCUGAAAAGCAGUGUGACAGUGAGGCUGUUCCUGUUCCAUGUAUGUUCUGUGAUCAGAGCAUAAGUGAAUGUUUCUGGUGAGACUGAAUAUACUGUCCCCAUUUUAAACUUCUGAGGUCAGUUAUGAGGCUUUUGAACAUGGUGUCCUCACACACAUUUAAACACACACUACAUUUGAAGCAGCUUUAAUUACUCAAGAGCACCUGGUUUGUGUUUGAUCUCAUGUGUCCAAUGCACAGUGCAGAUAUAAACACAUGGCAAAGCAUCAGUCGUUGUCCUCAUCCAGCCUCUUCCUGCCCACUAAACUCCACAGCUUUGACUAAAUUCACAUCAGAUGGUUUUCACAGUAUGCCCUUAUCCCUUCCCAUAAUCUCUGAGUAGAGGACCUCACACCUGUUGCUCUAAUCUGGAGAAGCAGGAUUUGCUCUUUCCCUCAACUUAAAUCUUUCUAGGGAUUUAGCAUCACUGUUCCUUUUCUCUGUUAACCCACUGCUGGCUAUGUAUAGAGCCACAGGUGAUUCUGACAUAAUGUGAGCUUCCUAAAUCUUAACCUUCCUGAGAAGGCAUAGGUCUCUGGUAGUGAUUUUGUUUUACCUACAACUGUCCAGAUAUAGGGAAAGGUUCAUGUUUAAUGUGGUAUAGUGUAUUGUGGCUGUAAGAUUUUUACUGGCUUUACAGGUAGAUUAUGAUAAUAGGUUCCACAGUUCUUUUAAUAGGCACCGUAGAUAAUUAUCUAUGCAGUUAACAUCUAAAUAACAGGAGCUGGGUUCCUCAAAAACAGGUAUGUGAAAGAUGUCUGUCUCUGUUUUCUAUCUGAGCUUCUAUCUAUCUAUGUUGUCAGUCUCAGAUAUUUCUGCCUCUGUCCCAAAUUUGGAAUUUAGUUUGUGGAGAUCACAGCACUGAAAAAUUUGGUUGGUGAAACCUGCUAGUAGUGCAUUCUGCAGAUCCUAUUAGAGGGUAAAAGGCCUGUUGCACAGCAGAUAAUUUGACUUGUCAUGGUAGGCAUGGUAUAUGUGUAAUAUAUGUGUUACUAAUGACAUAAACAUUGGCUCUGUUCUGUCAAAGUUUCUUAGUGAGUCAUUACACUGUGGGAGUGAGCUAGAAUCCUCAAGCAGUUAAAUAGAAUUCAGCCAUCAUUAAUUAAGCUUUACACCUCUGCUUUUCUUAGUGUAACAUGUGACAUCAAAUGUCCUCUGUGGCCUACUGCUAAAUGACUACAUACCAUGUUGAAGUAGCUAAUGUAAUGCUAAUACAGGUAUUCAUCCAGUAAAUUGGAUAGGGCAUCAGAGAUUCUGAUGACUGACUCCAAAUAAACUUUAAACUAUCUUUAACUCAAUUCAGAUUCUGUUGAAUAAAACAUGUAUCAAGCUGGUGAUUAUCAAAGUAAAGGCAGGGAUUCACAUUAUUACUGUUGAGUCUAAUUCUAAGUUACAUCCCUCUGUCCCUCAUUUAUACACAGAACACCACACAGUGUCACCACUCAGGCUACAGUCACUUUAAGUGUAUUGUUGAAGGUUUCUGUGAUUUUUACAUUUGCCUUAGUAUCUUAUUGCCUUAUUGCUAAUGGUAACACAACAAUCACCACAUCUUUCCCAGCUGGAUAAAGAUAAUAAAUCCAAAAUAUGUUACAGCUCAGAUUAUCAUUAUUCGUAUCACUGUCUCAGACAUGUGUAACCCAGUUGUUGUCACACAGACUGUCUUAAAACGCUAGUUAACGACUGAAUAAUGAUGUAGUGCAGAGAAAAUUCCAACCUUCUUCUGGCAACAUUUCAAUGUUUCAAAAUGUUAGUUAAAGUUAAAGAUGUUGUCAUGUGAAUUGUAAUGCUGCACACUUUAGUGUGUUAUUUUAGAGAGUUUAGAGUCAAUUCCAAAUAUACUGAGAUAAAGAUACACAGCAUUUUUCAAAUAUGUCUCCUGGAACUGGAUAUGCAUAUUCAUUCAAGUCAUGUUUGAGAACUGUUACAAUCUAUCUUGUAAGUGAAAAAAAGUCAUAUUUUAAUGUUACUAUCAUUCCAGUGUUUUGCACUUAUACCCUGGUUUAUUUGUCUCAUCUUUGUCUUAAAUAUCUUUUUUCUUUCUAUUGUGUUAACUUGUGAUUCAGUCUAUUUAUUAAUCUAUUUAUUUGUGUGAAAUAUGAAAUGAUCACUUGUUCUGAAUUCCAACCAUAAAAGGAGUGAGGUGUCAGUGCUGACGGAGAGAGGAAGUGGUGACCCACUAGAAGUGCUUUUCCUGGAUUCUGCCUUAUAAUGUGACUCGAUGAAGUCUGGUUUGGUCUGUCCUGCAGUAAUGCAGAUGUCGUGUAACCACUGGCCAUGCCUUAUGUAAGCACCUAGCUCUAGCUCUCUGUAGUGGAACUACUAACUGUGUUUUAUUGCGUCAAAUUGUGCAGAAUGUUGAGGCUGUUAAAGUUCAUAUGUUGUGGAUGACUGUGUUUUUGUUUGUUUAUUCUGAUGAAGGAAUUCAAUGUAUGUUGAUAUGCUAAAACUGAAAAAUGACACAGUCCAUGAUCACUUGCUUAAUACUGUAUAUACUGUAUGUAAACACUAUUCACUAUUAUGUAUGCUGCUGCUGCUUGCUGCCACCGACACAAAAAUUGCUCAGAUUUGCUCAGUGUCAUUAUAGCAAGAUCUUUGUGCUUUAACAAGAUAAUUUUCAUGUUAUGAGUUCAUGUCUUUCAUGUUCUGAUGACAUUUUUUAUUUUAUUUUUUGUAUCUUGGCCACUAGCUCUCAUAAAUCUGCUGUUGGCCACUGUAUAUAAAAAUGUUUAGAUCCAGUAUGUAAUAUUCUUCAUUAGAUUUUUAACUUAGUAUGAGAUCCUCCUUGAUAGACAGGGGCUGUGAUACUGGCCAUUGAUUCUGCUAAUAUCUGCAGUCCGGUAACCAACACUGCAUUGACUGGUACUGAUUUGUAGACUUGCUGUGGACAAUCAUUGGUCUAAUCUGACACUAAAUGUACACAUAUAUAAUGCACAAAACAAUCUGAAAACAGCAUCUUCCUAUUAUAACAGUGUACCAAUUUAUGAUGUUGUAACAUGAAAAGUCUGUAUAAUGUUAGAACAAGAGACAUUUACUGACUUCACAAGAUACAUUGAUUUUGCAUAUUUGUUUUGUGUAAAUGAGAGUUCUGUUGUGAUAUAAUAUAAAUAGCAUUAUAUAAACAUAAAAAUGUUUUUACAACAAGAACUUUCUUGUUUAAAAAAAGAGAAGCAUUUGAUAUGGAGUAAUCGCCAGAUGGUUAUGUGGUGAUAGCAUGGAAAAUAUCUUGUUAAAACGGUAAAGGGUCACAUUUAACAAAGAUCUUUUUUUUCAUUAUAACUACCAAAUGAGUAAAUGAGGUGGCAUUAUGCUGCUGUACAUAUCUGAUUUAUUCAGUAGGAGAUGACAGAUGUUCCAUUUUUCAUGGGGAAAAAAAUGCACAGUGGUUUUUCACCAGAUGUUACAUAGAAGAGCAACAUUUUAUGUUACAACAUUGACACAGAAGUUUAUGAAGACAUUUUUUACAAUAUUUUUUUGCACUGUUUUUGGUCCAACUAUAAUUCCAUUCUCUGUCUCCUCUGCGCUGUUUUUCACAUCUUUGCCCUAUUUUCUGUCAAAUCCUGUGUCCGCUGGUUCUGUACACUGUAACUUUUGAACUUGUGGUUGUGUUGUGCAUGUUAAAGCUGUGAAUCUCUUUCUCAAUUUUCUCUCACAGAUUGUGUCAUAGUCUCUUAAACAUUUGCUGGUUGUGUCUGAACAUAUUUGCAAAAACAAUAAAGUUACCAACAUGACUUAUUAAAUCUUCAA